UCAGAACGGCUUUCGAACAUAAGCUCCAGGGCUGUUCUGUACUUAUACGUCCACUCAAGAUCUCUAAACUUAGCUAGGCCUACGUCUCUGCGUUUCCUUUACUUCAAUAAUGGCAGCAGCACAAGCGGAAGAUCCCGAUCCAACAGAAUACUUAUUCAUUUCUCUUGAGCAGAAACGCAAAGAUCAGACUAAGCCGUACGAUGGCAAAAAGAUGGUCUGGGUUCCUGAUGAGAAAGAUGGGUUCAUCAUUGGCAAUAUUGUCAGCACGAAAGGUGACCAAGUGACAGUCGACUGUCCUGGUGGUGAGCGUGUGUUGAAGAAGGAUUUACUUCAACAAGUUAAUCCUCCAAAAUUCGAAAAGGCUGAAGACAUGUCCAACUUGACCUACCUAAAUGACGCUAGUGUUUUGCAUAACCUGAAACAGCGUUAUUACGCUAAAUUGAUUUACACGUACUCUGGCUUGUUCUGUGUGGUAAUCAACCCUUACAAGCGGUUCCCGAUUUACACCAACCGUGUCGUUCAGAUUUACAAGGGCAGGAGGAAGACUGAGGUGCCCCCUCACCUGUUUGCUGUUUCUGACGGUGCUUAUAACGCUAUGUUGCAAAACCGAGAAGACCAGUCCAUGUUGAUUACUGGAGAGUCCGGUGCCGGUAAGACUGAGAACACGAAGAAAGUAAUUGCAUAUUUUGCAAACGUCGGUGCCAGCACCAAAAAGGAGGAUAAGGAGAGAUUAUCCAAGAAGGGUAACUUAGAAGACCAGGUCGUCCAAACCAAUCCCGUUUUAGAGGCCAUGGGUAACGCCAAAACCGUGCGUAACGACAACUCGUCUCGAUUUGGUAAAUUCAUCAGAAUCCAUUUUGGUGGCAUGGGCAAGUUGGCCGGAGCAGAUAUUGAAACAUAUCUACUUGAAAAAGCUCGUGUGAUCUCCCAACAAGCUGCUGAGCGAUCUUACCAUAUCUUCUAUCAGCUCAUGUCCGAUGGUAUCCCUGGAACAAGAGAGAAACUUCUUCUCUCCGAUGACAUUUACGAAUAUCACUUCAUAUCUCAGGGAAAAACUGAUAUUCCAGGCGUAGACGACGCAGAAGAAAUGAGGCUUACUGACCACGCUUUCGAUGUGCUGGGAUUCACUGAAACUGACAAAGACAACAUAUAUAAGAUCGUCGGCUCUGUCAUGCACAUGGGUGAGAUGAAAUUCAAACAAAGACCACGAGAAGAGCAGGCUGAGGCUGAUGGUACUGCAGAAGGUGAACGGGUGGGACACCUGCUGGGCGUGAACCCUGCUGAUCUUUACAAGAACUUUUUGAAACCUAAGAUCAAGGUCGGCGCAGAGCUGGUUACUCAGGGCAGAAAUAAGGAUCAGUGCACCUACUCCAUCGGUGCUAUGGCCAAGGCGAUGUUUGACCGGUUGUUUAAGUGGCUCGUGAAGAAAGUCAACGAGACCCUUGACACCAAGCAGAAAAGACAGCAUUUUAUUGGCGUAUUGGAUAUCGCCGGAUUCGAAAUCUUUGACUUCAACGGCUUUGAACAACUUUGUAUCAACUUCACAAAUGAGAAACUACAACAAUUUUUCAACCAUCACAUGUUCGUGCUGGAGCAGGAAGAAUACAAAAAGGAAGGCAUUGAUUGGGAAUUCAUUGACUUCGGUCUUGACUUACAAGCCUGUAUUGAACUGAUUGAGAAGCCCAUGGGUGUCCUGUCCAUCCUAGAGGAAGAAUCUAUGUUCCCCAAAGCCACCGAUAAGUCUUUUGAAGAGAAGCUAAAGAACAACCACUUGGGAAAAUCUCCCAACUUCAUUAAGCCUAAACCACCUAAACCUGGACAAUCAGAAGCCCACUUUGCUAUUGUCCACUAUGCCGGAACAGUGCCCUACAAUCUGACCAACUGGCUUGAGAAGAACAAGGACCCCUUAAACGACACUGUUGUCGACCAGUUUAAGCAUGGUCAGAACCAACUUGCAUGUGACAUCUUUGAAGACCAUCCUGGUCUCGGAAGUGGUGAUCAAAGCGGAGGAGGUGGUGGCAAAGGUCGUAAGAAGGGCUCUGGUUUCCAGACGGUAUCUGGAUUAUACAGGGAGCAACUGAACAAGCUGAUGGCCACCCUCCGAGCCACCCAGCCCCAUUUUGUUCGAUGCAUUAUUCCGAAUGAAACUAAAUCACCAGGUGUGAUCGAUUCCCACUUAGUCAUGCACCAGCUUACCUGCAAUGGUGUACUGGAAGGUAUCCGUAUUUGCAGGAAAGGUUUUCCCAACAGGAUGAUUUAUCCUGACUUUAAACACAGAUAUACAAUUUUGGCCCCAAAUGCAGUUCCCAAAGGAGCAUUCGUUGACGCAAAGCAUGCAACGGAAAAGGUUCUAGAAGACAUUCAGCUCGAGGCCAACGAUUACCGAUUAGGUCACACCAAGGUGUUCUUCCGGGCUGGAGUUCUUGGUCGACUGGAAGAAAUGAGAGAUGAGCGAUUGGGUAAGAUUAUCAGUUGGCUCCAGAGCUGGGUCAGAUGGUAUCAAUGCAAAAAGACCUUCAAGAAGUUGCAAGAACAGAGAGUUGCAUUACUUAUCAUUCAAAGAAACCUCCGUAAGUUCUUACAACUCCGAAACUGGCUAUGGUGGAAAUUGUACUCCAAGGUCAAGCCUCUUCUCAGUAUGGCCAGGAUAGAGGACGAGCUCAAAGACUUAGAAAAUAAACUUAAAGCAGCUACUGAGGCCUUGGAAAAAGAAGAGAAGCUGCGAAAAGAACUGGAGGUGCAAAAUGUAAAGAUACUCCAGGAGAAGAAUGCUCUGUUUUUGCAGCUUGAUGCGGAAAGAUCGUCGUCUGGAGACGUGGAAGAACGACUUACUAAGGCUCUGUCACAGAAGGGAGAUUUGGAAUCUCAAGUCCAGGAGCUCAACGAUCGCCUGACUCAGGAAGAACAGUCAGCGGCUCAGAUGAAUCAGAACAAAAAGAAACUUGAGGGGGACAUUUCUGCUCUGAAGAAGGAAAUCGAGGACCUCCAACUGGCUCUCCAGAAGGCUGAGCAAGACAAGGCUACUAAAGAUCACCAGAUCCGAAACCUGAAUGACGAAAUCGCCCACCAGGAUGAACUUAUCAAUAAAUUAAAUAAGGAAAAGAAGCAUUUACAGGAAGUUAACCAGAAAACAUCUGAAGACCUGCAGGGUUCCGAAGAUAAAGUGAACCACCUCAACAAAGUGAAGGCUAAACUGGAACAAACACUUGACGAGUUGGAAGACAACCUUGAGCGAGAGAAGAAGCUGAGAGGUGAUGUUGAGAAGAACAAGAGGAAAGUGGAAGGCGAUCUUAAGCUCGCCCAGGAAGCUGUGGUCGACUUGGAGAAGAAUAAGAAGGAAAUGGAACAGGCUCUUCAAAGGAAAGAGAAAGAAAUGGCUAGCAUCGCUUCCAAGUUAGAAGAUGAACAGAGCUUAGUCGCCAAGCUGCAGAAACAAAUCAAGGAGCUUCAGGCCAGGAUUGAAGAGUUGGAAGAAGAACUCGAGGCUGAAAGACAGGCGAGGGCCAAAGCCGAAAAACAGAGAGCUGAUCUAAGCCGUGAACUCGAAGAACUUAGUGAACGGUUAGAUGAAGCUGGUGGCGCCACCGCUUCUCAGAUUGAACUGAACAAGAAACGCGAAGCGGAACUUUCUAAACUUAAACGUGAUCUUGAAGAGUCCAAUGUCCAGCACGAACAGAUCCUUGCUAAUCUCAGGAAGAAACACAAUGACUCUGUCUCUGAACUUAGUGAACAAUUGGACCAGAUGAACAAACAGAAAGCCAAGUAA
Molecule: messenger RNA, 3766 nt
Organism: Limulus polyphemus (Atlantic horseshoe crab)
Lineage: Eukaryota; Metazoa; Arthropoda; Merostomata; Xiphosura; Limulidae
Product: myosin heavy chain, muscle-like
Exons: 30
Coding region: 110-3766 (1218 amino acids)
Cellular component (GO): myosin complex
Molecular function (GO): actin filament binding; cytoskeletal motor activity; ATP binding
Source: RefSeq, a predicted model, not a curated record